Molecule: messenger RNA, 1390 nt
Organism: Kickxella alabastrina
Lineage: Eukaryota; Fungi; Kickxellomycota; Kickxellomycetes; Kickxellales; Kickxellaceae
Product: vacuolar membrane protein-domain-containing protein
Exons: 3
Coding region: 91-1287 (398 amino acids)
Cellular component (GO): membrane
Source: RefSeq, a predicted model, not a curated record
UUUUCCAGUUUUCAAUAGCCCAAAUUCAAUUCGACCUGUCCUUACACACAUACACGCACACGCACACACACACACAUAAACAGCCAGACAAUGAAUACCACCUCUCUCAUAGACACAUUGGCAGCUACGGCUUCGACAGCCGUCUCCGCACUCAUAUCAUCAUCCACAAUGGCAGAGACCCUGCUUCAACCCACCCCAUCAACGGCCAUUGGCGCUGUCUCUGCGCUACUGCCGUCAACAGACGAAGUGUUCAAGUGCCGGUUGGUAGGGCCCUUCUCCCUCGUGGUUCAGACAAUUGUCGGCACCCUGGGCUUUUCUACACUUGUGAUUAAGCGGCACUUUGAGAAGCCACGCCGUCCAUGGCUCGUAUGGUCCUUUGAUGUCAGCAAGCAGGUCAUUGGUGGUAGUAUGAUGCACAUGAGCAACUUGCUGGUUGCGGCGCUGAGCGGCCGAGGCCCGGAGGGUGAAAACAUGACCAAUCCAUGCUCGUGGUACGUGCUUAACCUAACCUUGGACUGCACCCUGGGCGUGCUCAUUGUCGCGGGCUUUUUGACACUGUACGGGAAUAUAGCGCAGCGACUUCAAAUCACCGGCCUCGAGUCUGGGCACUACGGCGAUCCGCCCAACUGGCGUCGGUGGAUAAAGCAAGCGAGCAUAUUCUGCGCCAGCAUGAUUAGCAUGAAGCUCACUGUCAUCCUGCUUAUAACCUUGAUGCCAUUCCUUGUGGCAAUCGGCGACGGAAUCCUCAAGCCGGUACAAAUGCUGCACAGUCCACAUUUUGAAAUCAUCUUUGUCAUGGCCAUUUGGCCCCUGACGCUCAACAUCUUUGAAUCCUGGGUCCUCGACCAGUUCAUCAAGAGGAAGCUCAACCACCGGGAUGCGGCAUCUGUGCAUGUACAUGGUGCCAUGGUUGCCGGGGACGAAGACAGCCUUUAUGAUGCGGCUGCCAGGUUCAGCACUUCCUUUGAAAUGUCGUCGUCGUCGGUGGGAAGCAGGAAUGUCCACAGGUCGUCUGCGUUGCAUGCUCCGCGGCAGGUGUCGAUGGACAUGUCGGAGUUUGAGAUUGGCAUUAUCAGCGAUGGCGAGGAUGAGGCUAUAGGCAGUAUGAAUGCGCACGGUGGCAAACGGGAUAGCCGCUUGCACCCGUCAUACAUGGUUGGUAUAGGCGCAGAAGCGGCCGUCGGUGGCACCUACAAGCAAAAGAAUUCUCUGGAUCUGGAUGCCAGCAGCGACGAAGAUCUGGAUUCCAAGCUGUUGGCCAAGCAGAGCAAACUGCACAACAGCUAGCGUGUGCACUGUUAGCAGCAAAUCAAAAAACAAGACAUGGCAUUAGCACGAGAGAGAUGGGAUGAAUACAUAUGUACAAAACCAAGCUCAAUGCAUUUUUAUG